Molecule: messenger RNA, 2383 nt
Organism: Piliocolobus tephrosceles (Ugandan red Colobus)
Lineage: Eukaryota; Metazoa; Chordata; Mammalia; Primates; Cercopithecidae
Gene: DYTN
Product: dystrotelin
Exons: 12
Coding region: 118-1854 (578 amino acids)
Biological process (GO): synaptic signaling
Cellular component (GO): plasma membrane
Molecular function (GO): zinc ion binding
Source: RefSeq, a predicted model, not a curated record
UUGCCUUUUUGUUCCCCUGGCCUCAUUCCUCUGCUGCAAAACCUUCUGCUUAAAAUACUGGUUCAUUUCUAGUUACAGGGACCCAACUGCCAUCUGUCAUUUCAAGAAAUUUGUGAAAUGGAUCCAGAUAAACAAGAUGCUCUUAAUAGUAUUGAGAAUUCCAUUUACAGAACAGCCUUCAAAUUACGAUCAGUGCAAACUCUGUGCCAGUUGGACUUGAUUGACAGCUCCCUGAUUCAGCAGGUCCUACUGCGUCCAAGUUUCUGGGAAGCUCGCAAGCGCUCCCUUUCUGUGCAGCAGCUUUCUCAGGCACUCCAAGAGCUGUUUCAGAAGGCCAGGGAGGAAAACCCAGGGCAGGUGCAUCCCAGAGCUCCCGAACUCACUCUGAGCCUUCUCACGACAAUGUGCAACAGCACAGGAACAGGUUUCAUCCAGCUUAUGCCUGCAGCCGCUGCCCUAAUAACCCUCUCAGGAGACAGCCCUCUUACGAAAUACCGAGCUCUUUUUCAGCUCUACGCAGAAAAUAGCAGGGGAGGUUAUGAUUCUGGGCCACGCAUGACGCAAAGGGUUUUGAGAAAACUACUAACAGAUCUACAGCAGAUCCCAACUGUCGUGGGAGAGAGUCGUGCUCUGUGCCCUGUGGAAAGUGCCACCCGCAGCUGUUUCCAAGGGGUGUUGAGCCCAGCAAUCAAAGAAGAGAAAUUCCUGUCUUGGGUCCAAUCUGAGCCUCCCAUCCUCCUGUGGCUCCCGACCUGCCACCGGUUAUCAGCUGCUGAAAGAGUCACUCACCCUGCUCGGUGUACCAUCUGCAGGACUUUCCCAAUCACGGGACUCAGAUACCGCUGUCUGAAGUGUCUCAACUUCGACAUCUGCCAGAUUUGUUUCUUAUCUGGUCUUCACAGCAAGUCCCAUCAGAAGUCUCAUCCUGUCGUUGAGCACUGUGUUCAGAUGUCAGCGAUGCAGAAUACAAAACUUCUCUUCAGGACCCUCAGAAACAACCUUCUUCAGGGGCGCUGUAGGAAGAAAGAAGCGGCGAGAAGGCAGCAGCUACUGGACCAGGUGAAUCCAAAGGGUGUACCUCACCGUGCACAGGCCAGGCUCCUUAAAAAACAGUUAAACCAAUACAAAGACAAGUUGCAAGCUAUAUACACCUCCCAGGAAGAAAGAAGUUACCGAUUUGAAACAAAGAUUUACAAACUCAAAACCAACCAGGAUAGUCUAUGGAGCAAGCUCCAGCAGAUAAGACGGGACCUACAGGUAAAGUUGCAGCCACCCCAUCCUUCAUCUUCUUCCUUUCAAAGUGUGGGGACCAAGUUUGGCCAUUCUUCAACUGAAAAGGUUCCAAAGGGAGGGGCUUAUUUGCAGAUCAAGAAUGCCACUGAAGAUGCUUCAAGACGGGAACCUCUUCCUAACCCUGAUGAGGUUGACAGAAGUCACAGAAGUCACACAAAUGCAGAGCAUGCUCUGCGAAAUCCAGAACCACCAGAGACCACUUUGCACAGCACCAGGGCACAAAGCCAAAUGCAAAAGAUGCCAAGGAAAGUCAUUAGCACCCUACCCAGUUGUCAGGAGGGACUGAAGCAGGAUAACUCCACAAUGAUUCCUGCUGAAAGGAGCAGUCCUGCUCUGGCAGCCAUGGAAAAGAAAGAGGCAGGUAACAUCAAGGAGAGAAAGGAUGAGCUGGAGGAAGAGGAACUGCAAGAACUAUUGUCAAAACUUAUGGAUGCCUUCAAUCUAGAAAUGCCAUCAGGCCCAGAGUCUUCAGUAAACAUGGAUCUGUACAGUGGAGCUCAGCAAGUGUGCAGGGCCUUCUCUGCCCUUGUUGAUCAAAUCACCUUGCCCAAUUUGAAGUGAAAUGGAGUCCAGGCUCAAAGGCUUCUUGGUGUGAUGACAAAAUGCAGUUGCACAACUGUAUUAAAAGAAUUAAGACUUCUACCUUUCUUUUAAUAGUUUGGUGUGAACUAUGAAGAAAGCAAGUUUUGUUUUUUGAUCUCCCUCCCUACUUAUGUGUCUUAGUUCUGCAGUUCAGAGUAAAGGCUGGGGGUUAGGGAGGCAAGUAGAGGAUGAAGAAGGAAGGAGCAAAUGGCAGAGUCAGAUCUCUGCAUGAAGGGCCAUUCUUACUGUGAAUACCUCCGGAGUAACAUUCAAGUGUGUGACCUACAUGGAUGCAUGCAACAGUCUUCUUCAAGUGUCAUGUAAAUUACUGAAUCUAUGGCCUAAUUUUCUAUCUUGAUGUUUCUGCUGGAGAAUAGGCUUAGCAAAUAAAUACAUACACACACACACGCACACACACACACACAAACACACAGCUGAGUGCAUGUAAAACUGGUAACAUCUAGACCUAAAACCAUAAAAACCCUAGAAGAAAACCUAGGCAAUACUA